AUGACCCUAAAACGUUACAAAAAACUAAUAGAAAACUUUCAUGUGAACAACCCAAACACUGAAUUGGAACGCAGUGAUUCAAAUUAUGAUAAAUUAGCUAAAAUCAGACCAUUGAUUGGAAUUCUAAACCAUAAUUUUUCAAGCAUGUGUACUCAAUCUUCAUCACAAAGCAUAGAUGAGAGCAUGGUAAAGUUCAAGGGUCGAAGUAGCAUGAAACAGUACAUGCCAAACAAACCAAUCAAACGAGGGUACAAAAUUUGGGCACGCUGUGACUCUGAGUCUGGAUACCUAUACUCAUUUGAUAUUUACACAGGUAAGGCCACUUCAACAGAUGAAAAUUCUGGUGGUCUUGGAUACAGAGUGGUGAUGUAUCUAUGUAGAAAUGUCCAACCAUACACAUUAAUGGCAUUCGAUAAUUUUUUUACUAGUUUGCCUCUUCUGGAGAUGCUCCAUCACAAAAAUAUAUAUGCUGUGGGUACAAUCCGAGUCAACCGAAAAGGCCUUCCAGCUGAAAUAACUGUUAAGAGGGGAACAAGAGACCAAAUGUGCCUAAAACCAGGAUAA
Molecule: messenger RNA, 564 nt
Organism: Parnassius mnemosyne (clouded apollo)
Lineage: Eukaryota; Metazoa; Arthropoda; Insecta; Lepidoptera; Papilionidae
Source: the annotation of a GenBank genome assembly